Messenger RNA from Sphaeramia orbicularis (orbiculate cardinalfish), 1166 nucleotides. Its product is annotated as NLR family CARD domain-containing protein 3-like. The transcript has 4 exons. Gene Ontology annotation, molecular function: metal ion binding. The record is from RefSeq and is a predicted model, not a curated record. Lineage: Eukaryota; Metazoa; Chordata; Actinopteri; Kurtiformes; Apogonidae. Bases 33 to 1166 code for a protein of 377 amino acids.
GAGCAGAGUCUCCAGUGUCCACAUGUCUGUCCAUGAAGACUGACUGGUCCAAGGAGAGUCCUCCAUACUUUAGUCCUGAACCUGGACCUUCAGACACAGAAGAGACGGAGAGGACUCAUGUUCCUGAGGUGGACCCACCGUCCUGUUCUAUGUGUCAGAAGGUCCAGAGUGAUCUGGUCCAGACCAGCUGUGGACACUGGUUGUGCAGACAGUGCAUCACUUCAUACUGGGACCAGUCUGGUUCAUCAGGAGACUCCUCCUGUCCCCAGUGUGAAGAAACAUCCAGAACAAGAGCUGAGCUGCAGAUCCACAGCUCUGUCCAAAUUGAACAUAAACUCAGUCUGAGGAGCAGAUGUGAAUGUGUGACUGAAGGAACUGAGGAAACAGGAAGUAGAACCCGUCUAAACCGGAUCUACACUGAGCUCUACGUCACAGAGGGACAGAGUGAAGACGUUCAUACCCAACAUGAGGUGAGGACGCUGGAGACAGUUUCCAAGAAGAUCAUCCAAGAAAGUCCAAUCAGGUGUCAGGACAUCUUCAAAGCCUUACCCGAGCAGCAGAAACCCAUCAGAGUGGUUCUGACCAACGGCGUGGCUGGAGUUGGAAAAACCUUCUCGGUGCUGAAGUUCACUCUGGACUGGGCCGAGGGUUUAGAAAACCAGGACGUCAGUCUGGUGGUUCCGCUGUCCUUCAGAGAGCUGAACCUGGUCACAGAUGAGCAGUACAGUCUGCUGACGCUGCUCCAUGUUUUCCAUCCAACAUUACAGAAGGUCACAGCAGAGCAGAUCAGUGUCUGCAAACUUCUGUUCAUCUGCGACGGCCUGGAUGAAAGCAGACUGUCACUGGAUUUCCACCACUGUCAGGUUGUUUCAGACGUCACUCACAAGUCAUCAGUCAACGUUCUGUUGACCAACCUCAUCAAGGGGAACCUGCUUCCAUCAGCUCUGAUCUGGAUAACAUCUAGACCUGCAGCAGCCAAUCAGAUCCCUCCUUCAUGUGUGGACAGGGUAACAGAGGUCCGAGGCUUCACCACUGAUGACCAGAAGGAGGAGUACUUCCAGAAGAGAUCCACUGAUGAAGAUCUACAAAGAGGAAGAAGAAGUAUGAAAAAGGACAUGAAACAAGUCCUAGAAGAGCUGACAAAGGCAGACAUGGAAGUCUUCUGA